AGGCAGCGCGCCCCCACGCUUUGCACUCCGGACAAUUAGCUGCCCGUGACUGGCUGUGCCCGGCGCGGGACUUAAUUGGGGAGCCCCCCUCGGCCCAGCAUGCCCUGCCCCGGCUCUGGCCCUCCUGGCUUCUUGGCCCUUUUGGCCCCUGGACUGGCGCUGUUGGCUCACCUCUCUCUCCCCUCUCAGGCCGGGGUGAAGCGUCUUCCCGCCCGGACCAGCCCGCAGGGCACCCCGGGCAGGACACUCAUCCUCCUGGACGUGAGUACCAGGAGCUCCCUCCGCGUCACCAGCGAGAACUUCCUCUCGCUGCAACUGGAUCCCUCAAUCCUCCACGACGGCUGGCUGGACUUCCUCAGCUCCCGGCGCUUAGUGACCUUGGCGCGUGGCCUGGCACCCGCCUUUCUCCGCUUCGCGGGCAAAAGGACCGACUUUUUGCAGUUCCAGAACGUGAAGAACCUGGCCAAGAGCCGUGGUGGACCGGGACCAGACUACUACCUCAAGAACUACGAGGACGACAUUAUUCGCAGUGAUAUUGCACUGGACAAACAAAAAGGCUGUAAGAUUGCCCAGCAUCCUGACAUCAUGUUGGAAUUACAAAGAGAAAAGGCAGCUCAGAUGCACCUGGUUCUCCUCAAGGAGCAAUUCUCUAACACCUACACAAAUCUCACACUUACAGCCAGGUCUCUAGACAAACUUUAUAAUUUUGCUGACUGCUCUGGCCUCCAUCUCAUCUUUGCAUUGAAUGCUUUGCGCCGGAAUCCCAACAAUUCCUGGAACAGCACCAGUGCCCUCAGCCUGCUCAAGUACAGUGCCAGCAAGAAGUACAACAUCUCCUGGGAGCUGGGCAAUGAACCAAAUAACUACCGAACCCUCACAGGACGAGCAGUAAAUGGCACUCAGUUGGGCAAGGACUAUAUGCAGCUGAAGAGACUACUACAGCUAAUCCGCACCUACUCCCGAGCCAGCCUAUAUGGGCCCAACAUUGGGAGACCUAGGAAAAAUGUUGUUGCCCUCUUGGAUGGGUUCAUGAAGGUGGCAGGGAAUGUAGUGGAUGCAGUUACCUGGCAACAUUACUACCUUGAUGGCCGAGUGGCCAAGGUGACGGACUUCCUGAAAACACGCCUGUUAGACACACUCUCUGACCAGAUCAGGAAAAUCCAGAAAGUGGUCAAUGCACACAUGCCUGGAAAAAGGAUUUGGUUAGAGGGCAUCGGGGCCACUUCUGAAGGAGGCAUCACCAAUCUUUCAGAUUCCUAUGCUGCCAGCUUCCUGUGGCUAAACUCUCUUGGGAUGCUAGCCAGCCAGGGCAUCGAUGUAGUAAUGAGACACUCAUUCUUUGAUCAUGGGCACAACCAUCUUGUGGACCAGAACUUCAACCCAUUGCCGGACUACUGGCUCUCACUGCUUUACAAGCGACUUGUCGGACCCAGGGUACUUGCUGUUCAUGUAGCUGGGCUGCAGAGAAAACCUCGCCCUGGCAGGGUGAUUCGUGAUAAGUUACGCAUCUAUGCUCACUGUACCAGCUACUACAACCAUAAUUAUGUCCGUGGUUCUAUCACAAUUUACAUCAUCAACUUGCAUCGGUCACGAAAGAAAAUCAAGUUGGUGGGGACCCUUCGGGACAAGCUUGUUCAUCAGUAUGUGCUACAACCCUAUGGUCAGGAAGGACUUCAGUCUAGGUCUGUGCAGCUUAACGGACAGCUACUCACUAUGCUGGAUGACGGAACCCUCCCAAAUCUGAAGCCUCGUCCUCUUCGCCCUGGCCGAACCCUGAUUAUUCCACCUCUCACUAUGAGCUUCUAUGUGGUCAAGAAUGUUAAUGCCCUGGCCUGCCGGUAUCGGUAGCUCUACCCAACCCCACUGCCAAGAGCAGACUUACGAGGCCCCCUUGGGGCAUUUCUUGGCAGGGGUGUGCAGAUGUCACCAGGAAAAGAGGAUAGAAGUGCCUCCAGGAAAACACUGGCUGUCCACCGCUGUUUCACAUGUUAUUAUGUUCCUAGCAUCCCCACCUGCUAUGGCUACUUCCUAACGAGCAGUAUUUUAAACCCUUUGCAAUUUUCAGAUAGACUAUCAUAGAGUGGGGACUUUGUGCCACCUUGUGGGCAAUGAAGAAGCUGUAAUAGGGAGAAUUGUUCCUGGCUUUCUGUGCUGAGCAAGUGCAAGGUCAAGAUGCAUCCAUCAUUCCAGAAGCUACCAGAAAACUAUCAACAGGAAGAGGCUUAGAAUCUGGUUUUUCAGCUUUAUCCCUGUGGAUGGUGCACUCCCUGCUGGCAAGUGGCAGUAGAACAAGCAAUGUAGCCAGGAAAACACAUUGAGAAGCAAGAGCCAGAAUUGUGUCUUACAGAAUUAAGCACCUAGUUGUGCUGCAGAAGAAAGAUAAUCCAGAUACGAAAUUCUGGAGUGUCUGUAGCUGCUUGAGCCAAUGGCAUUGUGGGAUGGGAAAGGAGAGAAUUGGUCUUGGCCACUGUAAAUAAUGCUGCCUCCUGGGAGCAUUUGCUGUAAAUGUUAACUAUUAAAUUAUAUUUUCUGAAGAGCUGAAAAAAUACUUGUAAGAACUGAGAAACUGAGGCCUUCUUUAGUUUCCCACUUCUUGGUGGACUUUCAGAGAUUGUAACAGGUGGUGCAUGGAAGAAUGACAGAUAGGCUUGUAAAUAUUUAAAAAUAUCAUAUUUUCGUUUCAGUAUUCUGAAGCCCAUGUAGCGUCUGUAUCGUACCAAGUCUGGGCUACAAAACUCUGGACAACCACUAUAUGGAAGCAAGGAGCUAUAGUCUUCUGUGCCUCUUUGCUGCCAUCAGGUGGUCAUUCCGAUUUUUGCAAACCAGAUCCAGUAGCCCUAUCCCUGCACUUUCUACAAGUGGUAUUUAUAUUCAGUUAGGUGUCACAGCUAUGAAGGGCAACCAGACAUCUGUUAUGUUACUAAUAACCCAGCACACAGUUCCAGUAUGAGGAUCAAUCUUAUUGUCCGCACUCACAUGCACAAUUACCUAGCCUUAGAUACAACCACUGCACAAUACUUCAUCUCUAUUCAUCUCACCUAACCAAAUGCUACUAAAAGAAGCAAAACAUUUAUAAGGUGUGCUCUAAGAUUAAAUUAAGUUAGCCUGAGGGAAAGAUAAUACAAAGUACUGGUUUCUUUUUAAGCUGGCAUUAAAUGCAAAUGAUAUGGAGCUUUAGAAUAAAAAUAAAACUUCCACUACAUAAAUGUAUACUUACUGCAAAAAAAGAAAAAGAAAAGGAAGAGAGAGAAACUAGAAGGAAUGCAAAAGAAAGAAGUUGUUCUCACAAGUGCCAUCUAAUAAGUCUUAUUAGCAGAUUUUUUUUGUUUUAUUAUCAGUGUUUAAAGUACAGGCCCUUACUGAAUAACUUGCCUAUUAUUUAAGGGCCCCUCAAAUUCAAAGAUAGCUUUGACAUAGGUUUAAAGGUUCCUUUAUUUUAUUAUUGGAUGAAAAUUUCUAAACUGGUUUUCCUGACCCCUUUAGCCCAUCAUUAUUUUACCAUAUGCAUGAUUGAUUUCAUUUCCCCAGGACAGCAGCCAAUUACAGAAAAAAAGUGUGCCAAAGUUGUCUUUAGGCACGCAAGACCAGGAAAAAAACAAACUCUGUCAAAAUAUUAUUAUUUAUGUAAUGCUUUAGAGUUUUCAAUUACUUUAGGUAUUGUUAUUAUUAUUACUACUAUUAUUAUUGGUAAUCAUUACAAUAACUAUGGAAGGUAGGUCAGCAUUUUUAGUUGUAUACUGCAAAUGAAGGAUGGGUGUAGAAGUUAAGAAGCAGUAACUUGCCUUUAAAAAACUGAGCAAAUAUACAGCAGAGGCAAGAACAAAGAACAUUCUGAUUCAUGGGUUAGCUUAUAAAUGUUGUAGUAAUGAUUUAUUGUAUCAACAGGGUCAACUAAAUGAUCUUUGUGGAAUAUUCCAAGCGUGAUGCUAUGCUUCCUAGCUACGAUGCUAUACCAGUGCCAGCACACUGCUCAUCACAGCAUAAAACUGAACAGAAUGUAUUGUGAGAACUGACAACUGAUUUGCCAAAAACUCCAGUACCUUUUCCUGGGAUUGCCUAGGAUGCCAUGCUUGGGAAACACUCUUGAGUUUCCGAACAUAAGUGCAGAUGUAUUCCCCACUUCAUUGCUCCAUGUCCUCUCACCCACUCUGUUGCCCUGCCUGCUGUGAAGUAAAAUAUAUUGCAACCUGACUUAGAUGUAUAGAGUAUGAAAAAGGAAUUGAGCCAAAGCUACAAUCUCACUCAGUGUUUGAAAGCAUUUUAAAGUACAGGUGCCACCUUCAGCCAUCAAUGCAAAUAUUCUAUUUUUUUGCAUCUUCUCUGAGAAUGACUGGGCAGGGUUGGACCUGGUCAGUAUUUAGAUGGGAGGCCAGCAGAAAAGCCCAAGGAUGAGGCUAGAUUGGGAACAUGAAAAAGCAUUCCACAAGAAGGCAAUUAGAAAACACUACCAAGAAAACAACAUGAAAUUCUCCACCAGGAGUCAAACUCAACAACUCCUUCUCCUGUCUCUAUACAGAAUCUUUGGUGAAGGAUAGAAAAUGAUAUUGUGAAAGGGACCUGGCACUUUUUCAGACUAAAACAGAAAAGCAAACUUUAACAUCGCUUACAGUUGAGGAAAAUAACCUGUAAAGAUUUAACCCAAAAUAGUAAAAAUGAAAGGUAAAAUAUUGUCUUUCCUUUACACUUUCUUCCCCUAAAAUGUGGACAACAUCCAGUUCAAAAGUAAAGAUGGUUUUCUCAAUAAGGAAUUAUUAAGAAAUGUAGGUGCUUCAAUGGUUUUUAAACCACUUGCUCUGUUUCAGGGAACCUAAUGGACAGUGUCUAGUAUAUGGAAAUAGAAAAUAUAUUAAAUUUUAUUCUUUGGACUGCUGACAGUCAAGAAAUGUUAACUGCAGUAAUGCAGAUAAUAUGGAAUAAAGGCAUCAGAAUACAUAUAUAAUGCAACAGCUGGCAUAUAGGGGUAGCACAGUUGCAGUGGAGUUUGAACAUAUUUCUUGGAUUUGGCAAGAAGGGGAAUCAACUUCUAUUUUAAUAGGCCAGUUGAAACCCAUGGACUCAGCUUCUUGUUCUCCAGGUUAAUGGGAGUGAAUUUCCAGUACUAGAUAUCACUAUUCUAAGCCUGAGCUGCAAGAAACUUAUUUUAAAGCUUAUACUUGCUUUUAUAUGUAUUCCCUGGGAAAAUAUGACAGUCUCUUUUUUAAACAACAUGAUAAAUUAUUUUUCCAGUCUCUAUUAAGAAAAUUCCACAAAGUUGGAAUUAAUUCACCUCAUAAUAUGCCCAUGCUUUGACAUUACACAAUAUUCCCACUCUAAUUAAACUACACAAAAAAAGUUUGUGGAGAAUUUAUUUUAAAAAAAUACUAAAAAAAUGACAAAAUAGAGUUGUUGAACAGCAAAAUGAAAUAGCACAGUGUUCUGGCUUGUUCCUGGCCACAUAAACUCAUAGAAAUUUGUGAAUGCUGGGUCAAUCAAUUCUAUAGGAUCCCUCCUGUGGUUCAGGUCCUUUUCUGCACUGGCAGUAGUGCAUCAAAGUAAUUCUCUGUCUUGCUGCUCUAUUGCUCAAGAAAUCAAUUUUCCUACAGACAUUUCCAAGUUUCUACUCUAUGGGAACCAUUAGCAGCAUCUGCUUGUUAAUCCAGAGACCCCUGGAGAUAAACAGGACUACUUCCUCCACAUAGGUUUUGUAUUCAAAGUAGUGCCCACUUGGUAACUGCAUCACUUUUUUGAUAUUCAAUUAUUUAAAAAUUCACUUUGUUGAUCUCAAUUUAAGACUGAAUAUGGUAUAAUAGGAUUGAGCAGCCUAAAUGUUUAGGCAAGGGUUGGAUGUCACAACUGUGUCCUUGCAUUGUCUAUUCUGGGACAGUAACUUAACAGAUGGAGAAAUCCCCAUCUGUUUUCCCAAAGACAGAGAUGUGCUCUUACCACUUCAUUUUUAGAUCACUUACUGUUGAAAUGCAUUUUGACUAAAUUUCUAUACAAUGAAGGGUGAGUUUAAACACUCUACUAAUUCAUAAUGUGGUUUGUUUGGUUCUUGGUUUAAUAUAUUAUGUGAAUUUAGCCAUUUUGGUUUAUUCAGUGAAUCAUGGUUAAACAAACCAAUGUGUGUGAACCAAUCUAGAAGAGUAUAAUAGAAAGGUUAAAGUAUCCAAGUCAAAUGAAAAGUCCUAUUUGACCAUUUGACCAUCAUGUAUGGGCCCUAAUUCAAUAUGUAUGAACACAAAUGUUGUCACCCUUUUCCAGUUUGUGAUUAUUCAAAUAUACGGAGGAUGGAUUAUCAAGUUAUCUUCCAGGUCAGAGGCUUCCAUUGUCUUGUACUAGAAGGCACAACUACUUACAGUCCUAGCCAUCCUAAGAUUUUCCUAGGAAAAUCCUAGAAAUGUGUAUGCCAUCUAGAAUUGCUAGGUGAGGUGGCCUAUAAAUAGAUAUAAGUACAUUUAAAAUUUGAGGAAUAUGUCAUGUAUGUCAUCACAAAGUAGUGGCUAUGGAGGUAUGUCAUUCCCCAAUAGUUAACUCGAUGAGCAUGACCAAACCCAUAUGUCUGCAAAAUGGUGCUGGUAAUAUACAUGUUGGCAGUGUAGAGACAGAACCACAAACACAGAAUUCCUUGAACUACAUUUCUUUCAAGAACACCUCUCAGAUUUUAUCUAACUAUUCAUAAUACAAAAUCUAUUUCUCCCAUAAAUGAUCCACUCACCCCACAUACUGAUCCCCAUUAAGGAUCCACUGAUUCAUUGUUCAUUUCUCUCUCUCUUCUGCCCCUCUGCACUGUUUUUUCUUCCCACUAAUCAAAUGACACUUAUACCUCCUUCCCCCUUCAGCAAGGCAGUAACAAUGAGGUUUGCCACUCUUCUGGGUGUUUGGAGAGGUACUUCAAAGCAAAAGUUUGGCUUCCAACUGCCCACAAUAAUUACUUCAUAAGAAUAUUUUUGGGUCCUUUGGGGCCUGGAGAUACAGUCAUGUGAAAAAGAAAGUACACCCUCUUU
This is a messenger RNA of Python bivittatus (Burmese python), 6983 nucleotides long. It is a transcript of the gene HPSE2, whose product is annotated as heparanase 2 (inactive). The record is from RefSeq and is a predicted model, not a curated record. Gene Ontology annotation, cellular component: membrane; extracellular matrix. Gene Ontology annotation, molecular function: hydrolase activity, acting on glycosyl bonds. Lineage: Eukaryota; Metazoa; Chordata; Lepidosauria; Squamata; Pythonidae. Gene Ontology annotation, biological process: extracellular matrix organization.